AUGAAACUCACGCCUCAGCUAAUAUCGCAAGCGCCUGUUUAUGUCAAUCCAGAAAAGCGUCUCACGCUCAAUCUUCGUGACCAGCAAGCGCUCUUUAUUGAAAAUCUAGACACCACCAACAACACCUACAAUGUGAUUGAUCUAACCAACAACGAUAUCAUAGAGCUCAGUGGGAUCCCCGAAAACCUUGAUAAACUAGAAACCCUUCUUCUAGCAAAUAACAACAUCUCGCGUGUGAAGGAGGUGCACAAUGAGCACGUCAGGUCACUUUCGCUAGUCAACAACAACGUGACGAGCUUGAGUCAGUUGGAGCCUCUUCGGCACUGGAAGUUGGAGCAUCUCGUGCUUCUAGGUAAUAAGGUUGUGCAAGAACACAAUUACCGGCUUUUCGUGGUGUGGCUCGUGCCCACGUUAAAAGUGCUAGACGGAGAGAAAGUCAAGGCAAGCGAACGAGCCGAGGCGGUUGAACUCUUUGGGGAAAGUUAUGAAAAGGCCACCCCAGUCCUCGACGCUAUAUUGAGUUCUGGCGCCAAGAAGCCCGUGGAAACCAAAUCCAAGCAGGAACGGUUGGCAGAGAAUACCGUCAAGAAGCUCAGCGACGAAGAAAAAGCCGAUCUUCUUCGACAACUAGAAGAAGCAGAAAGCAUAGAGGAGGUGGAACGGAUCUCUGCGGUGCUCAAGGGUUGA
This is a messenger RNA of Candidozyma haemuli, 687 nucleotides long. RefSeq names its product U2 snRNP complex subunit (gene LEA1). Gene Ontology annotation, molecular function: protein binding; U2 snRNA binding. NCBI's taxonomy places the organism in Eukaryota, Fungi, Ascomycota, Pichiomycetes, Serinales, Metschnikowiaceae. Gene Ontology annotation, cellular component: U2 snRNP. Bases 1 to 687 code for a protein of 228 amino acids. Gene Ontology annotation, biological process: mRNA splicing, via spliceosome. The record is from RefSeq and is a predicted model, not a curated record. The transcript has a single exon.